Nothobranchius furzeri (turquoise killifish) is the source of this 2254-nucleotide messenger RNA. It is a transcript of the gene cdk7, whose product is annotated as cyclin-dependent kinase 7. Gene Ontology annotation, biological process: protein phosphorylation; positive regulation of transcription by RNA polymerase II. Gene Ontology annotation, cellular component: cytoplasm; transcription factor TFIIH holo complex; nucleus. The record is from RefSeq and is a predicted model, not a curated record. NCBI's taxonomy places the organism in Eukaryota, Metazoa, Chordata, Actinopteri, Cyprinodontiformes, Nothobranchiidae. Gene Ontology annotation, molecular function: cyclin-dependent protein serine/threonine kinase activity; ATP binding; RNA polymerase II CTD heptapeptide repeat kinase activity.
AGCCUGACACCUUUGCCCCGGAAGAAGUUUUCUGGCCCUUUAACCAGACCAAAAGUAUAGCUUACUGCUAGCUACCAUGGCGCUUGAUGUAAAAAUCAGAGCGAAACGAUACGAGAAACUGGAUUUUCUCGGAGAGGGUCAGUUUGCCACAGUCUACAAAGCCAGAGACAAACUGACAGACACAAUAGUUGCCAUCAAAAAGAUAAAAGUUGGUCACAAAACUGAAGCUAAAGAUGGUGUAAAUCGGACUGCUCUCAGGGAAAUCAAACUGCUACAGGAGCUGCAUCAUCCAAAUAUCAUUGGGCUGUUGGAUGCAUUUGGACAUAAAUCAAACAUCAGCCUGGUGUUUGAUUUUAUGGAAACAGACCUGGAGGUUAUCAUCAAAGACACAAGCCUAGUCUUGACUCCAGCCAAUAUUAAAGCCUACAUCCUCAUGACAUUACAAGGAUUAGAGUACAUGCACCAACAUUGGGUCCUACAUAGGGAUUUGAAGCCCAACAAUCUGCUGCUAGACAGUAACGGAGUGUUGAAGUUGGCUGAUUUUGGAUUGGCCAAAGCUUUUGGAAGCCCCAACAGAAUCUACACUCAUCAAGUUGUUACCAGGUGGUACCGCUCCCCUGAACUCCUGUUUGGUGCCAAGAUGUAUGGAGUGGGUGUUGACAUGUGGGCUGUGGGCUGCAUCUUGGCUGAGUUGUUACUUCGGAUACCAUUCCUCGCUGGAGACUCUGAUCUUGACCAGCUGACCAAAAUCUUUGAGGCCUUAGGAACACCCACAGAAGAAACAUGGCCCGGAAUGACAAGUCUACCAGACUAUGUGUCCUUUAAGAUAUUUCCUGGCACACCUCUCGAGCACAUUUUUAGUGCAGCUGGUGACGAUUUACUUGAGCUCCUACAGGGCCUGUUUACCUUCAGCCCUUCAACAAGAACCACAGCUACACAGGCUCUAAAGAUGAAAUACUUCAGUAAUCGGCCGGGUCCAACUCCUGGUCCCCAACUCCCCCAACCUAACUGCUCAGCCGAGGCUUUGAGAGAGAACGAAACAGCUGGGCUCAAGAGGAAAAUAGAAGGCUUGGAAACAAGUGAUCAGAAUUUACUAACUUUUACAUUUUAUGUUUAUUUAUUUAGCUGACACUUUUAUCCAAAGCAACAUACAAUUUAUAACCUAUAGGGCAUGUUGUGAUGUGUGGGGGAAACCGGAGUACCCGGAGGAAACCCACGCGUGCACGGGGAGAACAUGCAACUCCACGCAGAAAGGCCGCAGCCGAGUUUCGAACUUGCAACCUUCUUGCUGCAAGGCAACAGUGUUAACACCUGCGCCACCAUGCAGCCCAAGACGUUUUCUUGGCUAAAUUUAACUUUAAUUCAAUAAAAAUCCAAUAACCUUUUUGUUUUUGCAUCUAUAACAAACUAAAUCUAGUCCAGGUUAUUUUUGGUUAACUUGUUUAUACAGUUUGAGCAGCAAGAACAGGAAGUGUUUGUUGAACGAGGUUUAAAUCCCUGUCAGAAAUAGAUCUGAGGAGCAUGUUGUGAAUCUCUACUUAAUAAUCUGUUCUCCUGGUUUGCUUCUGAAGUCAUAAAUCUACACUGAACCCAGCAAUUCAGUGGGUGUUGGCUGCUUUUAACACUCAAGUUAGAAAUUCAGAUUAUAUUUGGGCAGAGCAUGCUCUCAGUUUAGUGAGUGGUGGGAAUGUAUGUUUGAGUAAAGUAGAGCCUGUGUGUGUGUUAGUGGGAGGUUCAAAGCUGUUCCAGCCCCUCCUUUGGUUUGUGGGUUUGACUCUUGUGUUCUGUCCCACAGCGUCGUAGAAAGCUCUACAUGAGAUUUACCAGAGAUGGCUUUUGUACAGAUUACUUAUGUUUGUGUUCUGCAUUUAAAAACAGAGUUCUAGUUACUGUAGUCUUUAAAAAAAUGUUUUCAGUAACCUUGUACUUUUUUUUCAGCUGUAAUGAAGAAAAAACUAGUUUUCUGAACAGAUGGAAAACCGAGGAAAACUACUCCAUCCAAGAUGCAGGAAUGUCCGCUGGAAUAAAAAGGUCCAAAUCGAACGAAGGCUGAGCCCAGAUGUGGCUAACUUAAGAACUUUGUAGAAAUAGAUAUUUAGUGUCAAGGAGCUUCUUUGUCAAUGCUUAAACUCUGACAGCCAGCUGAAAUAUUUAUAUUUGUCAUUUAAUGAGGAUAAAAACAACCAAACUAUCAAGUGUCUUCAAGAAGCAUUUUUAUUUUUUUAUGUUAUACCAAUAAAUGGUGUGAAUGCAA